Molecule: messenger RNA, 5154 nt
Organism: Didymodactylos carnosus
Lineage: Eukaryota; Metazoa; Rotifera; Eurotatoria; Philodinida; Philodinidae
Source: the annotation of a GenBank genome assembly
AUGAUGUAUGAUGUUAGUUGUGAUUCAGAAUCAUACGAUUGUAACAACAAUUAUUUCUUAUCAUCAAUAUCGUAUGAUUCAUAUGAUAAAAAAUGUUCAAGUCCUUCUCCUAUCAUACAUUUAUCAUCAUCAUCAAUAAAGGGAGAAAAAAAAUAUUGUUACUUCACAGAAAAGAGAUUCAAGACAUUAUGUUCUUCAUCUACUUCUACUUUAACAACUACAAGAACAAAAAAUACACCGGCGGCACUUAUUGUUCGUUCAUCAUCGUUAAAGACAAAUAAUGUUGAUGAUUAUUAUGAACAAUGUCGAAUUGAUAUAUUAAGAUCACGUAUGGAUAAUAUUCAAAUAAAUUCAUUUUUAAAAUUUGUUAAUUAUCAUAUAUCAAAACGUGGUCAUAAAAUUCAUGAUAUUUCUAAAGAUUUAUCAAAUGGACAAAUAUUAAUUGAUUUAAUUGAAAUAUUAUCAUCAAAUAAAUUACCACGUGAAAAAGGUCGUACAUAUUUUCAUUCAAUGCGUAAUGUACAAAUUGUAUUAAAUUAUUUAAAAUCAGAUAAAAAUCUUACACAUUUAAAUAUUUGUCCAAAAGAUGUUGUUGGUGGUAAUAUGAAACAAAUACUUGCUUUAUUAUGGUUAAUUAUGAAAACAUUUAAUUUUAAUGGUUUUCGUUUAAAUAAAAAUAAAAAUUAUUUUAAUGAAAAAACAUUAUUCUAUGGUCAAGAUAGAAGUCAAUUAUUAAAAUGGUUAAAUGAUAUUUUAAAUAAAAUAUUAUUAACAUCAACAUAUAUAUAUGUUAAAGAUUUUCUUAAAAAUACAUGGUUUGAUGGAUAUUAUUUAAGUUUAUUAUGUAAAUUUAUUUGUCCAUUAAGUCUUAAAUAUCAAUCAUUAACAUGUGGACAUCAAUGUUUAAAAUUAAUUCAACAAAUUAAUGAUAAUAAUUAUCGAUUAGAAAAUUGUUUUAAAUUAAUAAAUUUAUGUUUUGAUAUUCAAAUUGAUAAUUAUCAAUUUUUAAUAGAUGAAAAUUUUCAUACAGAAAAACUUUUUUUUUCAUAUUUUUGUGAAUUACAACGAUGUAUAGUUCAUUUAUUUAAACAAAACAAAUGUAAUAAAUUAACAUUAAAUAAUAAUCCUUAUUCAAAAAUUAUUCUGGAAACAAUUAUGGAUGAUAUAAAUGGUUAUUCUACAUCUUCUCAUUCAUCGUCCUCAUCACUAAUAGAAUCCAUCGAUGAUGAUUAUUUAAUUUGUAUUGACGAGAACGAUAUAAUGAAUUUAUCGAUAAACGAGCAAAAUGGAAUCAAAAAACAAAAUGAUCUUAUUACAGUAACAAAAUCGCGAACGUUCAAAAAAAAUGAACAAAAUAAUGAAGUAUUACGUAAAAAUCGUUGGACAAUUGUCGUUGAUGAUAUACCAUGUGAAUUUCAGACAAAUAUUAUUAAAAAUCCAUCUCAAAAUGAAUUAAUAACACAUAAUUCUGAUAACGGUAUUAUCUUCAAUGUUUCUGAUAUUGUGGACAAUAUAGAAAUCAAUUUGUAUAAUAAUACAUCUACGGUGAAAAAUGACAACAUGCCGUCAGUGAAUAACAAUAAAGAUGAAACUAUUAAUAAAAAUAACAUGAAGGAUUUACAUAAGGUCAACAAGGCUACUGAAGUGAUCAUCGUAAAUGGGAGAAGGAACGAUGAUGAUGAUCUUAUACCAUUGAUCGAAAACGUUGAAAAUAAUCAACCAAUUUUAGAAGAAUUAAUGAAUAAUCAUAUUGAAAAAAAUAACUCUGUUUUAGUGAAUAAUAAUAUAGAACAAAAAUACAAUAAAUCCAAACAGCAAAAAAAAUCGACUAUAAUAAAAGAAAAAAUUCAUAAUGAGGAUCAAGGUAAUAUUUCUGAAGAAAAAAUCGUCGAGAUACCAAUUACAGACACUGCCAAAAAAGAUAUGUCUACAAUAUUUCAAGAAGUCAAUAGUGAUAAAAAUGAAGAAAAAAAGAAUGGUUUUCUUCAACAUGAUGAAUUAAUACCAAAAUUGAAAUUAAUAGAAACUAUGUCGUACGAUGCUACUGUCCCAGAUGAAAUAAAUGCUAACCAUUUUACUGAAAAAACUGUCGAUAAUUCAGUGUCAUCAUCAUUAUUAUCAACAAAUAAAUGUCAAAAACGAAAAAUGAAUAUAAAUAAUAAAAAGGAAAAUGUAUUAAAUGAAGUAUCUACUACAAAUUCAAAAGAUUUAAUUCCCAACAGUAAUCACUCUUUUUAUCGUCUUAUUUUACAUCGUGGUUUACUAUCAAAAACUCAUAAUCCAUUUGAAAUCGAAACAAAAUGGAACAAAAUAUUUCAAAAUUCGACAACAAAUUCCUAUUUAUCUACAAUAAAUGAAAAUAAACCAUCGUUUGUCAUGUUAUUUCCACCACCAAAUGUUACUGGUACAUUACAUUUAGGACAUGCAUUAACAGCAUCUAUUCAUGAUUGUCUACUACGUUGGAAAGCGAUGAAUGGUUAUCAUGUUCAAUGUAUACCCGGUUAUGAUCAUGCCGGCAUUGCUACACAAGUUAUUGUUGAAAAACAUAUUCAACAAGAAUAUAAAUUAACACGUGAACAAAUUGGAUAUGAUAAAUUUAUGGAACAAUGUUAUUAUUGGUCAGAUAAAUAUCGAGAUAUAAUUGAACAACAAUUAAAACGUCUUGGUUUAAUAUUUGAUUGGAAUGAAAAAUAUUUUACUAUGGAUCAACAAUUAAUUGAACAAGUACGAGAAACAUUUUUAAAAUUAUAUAAUAAUCAAUUAAUUUAUCGUGAUAAACGUAUUGUUAAUUGGUGUUCAAAAUUAAAAUCAGUUGUUAGCGAUAUUGAAGUAGAAUAUCAAGAAAUUAUUGGACGAACAAAAUAUUCUAUACCAGAUUAUUCAAAACAAAUUGAUUUAGGUUUAUUAUACAAUAUUGCUUAUAAAAUAUUAGAUAAGGAUAAUAGUGAAGAAAUUAUUGUUAGUACAACACGUCCAGAAACAAUAUUAGGUGACACAGCUAUUGCUAUUAAUCCAAAUGAUGAUCGUUAUAAACAUUUACACAAUGGUAAAUAUGUUGAAAAUCCCUUUGAUAAAAAUUAUCCAUUAAAAAUUAUUCUUGAUGAAACUGUUGAUAUUAGCUUUGGUACUGGUGUAGUUAAAAUAACACCUGGUCACGAUUUAUUCGAUUAUAAUUUAGCUAAAAAACAUAAUUUAGAUAUUAAAACUAUUCUUGAUGAUAGUGGUUAUAUUUCUUUACCAAAUAAUCACGAUUAUUAUAAACAAUUAAAUAGUUUACAUCGAUAUGAUGCACGUGAUCUAGUUUUAAAUAUAUUAAAUGAAAAGUCAUUAUUACGUGGUAUAAGUGAACAACAACGAACAACAAUACCGAUAUGUAGUCGAACAGGUGAUAUUAUUGAACCAUUAGUUAAAGAACAAUGGUUUUUAAAUAUGCAACAAUUAGGAGAAAAAGCAUUAAAUGUUAUCGAUAAUCAAUUAAAAUUAACACCAGAUUUUACACGAAAAUUAUGGAAACAAUGGUUAAAUAAUGUUAAACCAUGGUGUUUAUCACGACAAUUGUAUUGGGGACAUUCAAUUCCAAUGUAUAAAUGUAGUAAUGGAGAAUGGAUUGAUGCACAUACAUAUAAUGAAGCACUUUCAAAAGCAAAACAUCUAUUUCCUGAUCAAGAUAAUUUAGUUAUUGAACAAGAUAAAGAUGUUUUAGAUACAUGGUUCUCAUCAGGAUUACUACCUAUUUCUGUUUUUUUCAAACGUCAAAAUAUUUAUCCUACAUCACUUUUAGAAACAGGCUAUGAUAUUAUGUUCUUUUGGGUGGCCAGAAUGGUUAUGCUUAGUUUAAAAUUAACAGAUCAGUUACCAUUUAAUGAGGUAUUAUUUCAUGGUCUAAUAUGUGAUCCGAAUGGAAAAAAGAUGAGUAAAUCGUUAGGAAAUAUAAUUGAUCCAAUAGAUGUUAUUGAUGGUAUUAGUUUAUCAUCACUACAAAAACGUCUUGAUCAAAGUCAUUUAUCUAAAGAUGAAAUAUUACGUGCUAAAAACAUUCAAAAACAACAUUAUCCAAAUGGAAUUGAACCAAUUGGUGCUGAUGGUUUACGUUUAUGUUUAUUAUCACAAGAUAUAUUACAACAAACAAUAAAAAUUGAUCCAUUACAAUUUGAUUAUGUUGGACGAUAUUGUAAUAAAAUAUGGAAUGCUUAUAAAUAUGUGACUGAACAUGCUCUAUCCGAUAUUGAUUAUAAACAAUUUACUAAUGAUAAAAUUAAUUAUGAAUCAAUUCAACAAUUCUCAUCAUUACGUACUAUUGAUCGAUGGAUGUUGCAACAAUUAAAUGACACAAUUCGUAAUGUUAAUUUGGCAUUACAAUCAUAUUCAUUUAAUGUUGCUCUCGUUCAUUUAAGAGAAUCAUUUAUUAAAGAUUUUUGUGAUUUCUAUAUUGAAUUUAGUAAGAGAGUAGUAAAAAAUGGAGAAAUUAAACGAAAUAUUCAAAUUUUGUUGUAUUAUUUACUAAAACAAUAUCUAUUAUUAUAUCAUCCGUUUAUACCAUCAUUAACAGAAGAAUUAUGGAAUGCUUUAACCGAUGGAAAACAACAGUAUCUUAUCAAUAAACCUUAUCCAAUAUUUAUUAAUGAACAAGUAUCAAAUCCUGAUUUAAAUGAAUUAAUUAAAACUAUUCGAAUGAUCUUAAAACAAUGUUCAUAUCUGAGAGAUAUAUUGAGAUUACGUGAAUGUGAAUCGUAUAUUUGUAUUACUAAUCAACCUCAACUUUCUACUGAACUACAAACAUAUCUCAAUGAAAUAAGAAUGGUAUCACGUUUACAUCAUUUAAAAAUAGUUGAUACGUCAUUGGAUGACAACCGUUCAUAUUUAAAAGAGUAUGUAAACGAUAAUAUUGAAAUUAUUGUUAAAAUAACUGAUCAAAAAUUAGUGAAAAAAGAAUAUGAUAGAAUAACGAAACACAUAACUAAACUAAAAAACGAUAUAAUUAAUCAUGAAAUAAAAAUUAAAGAAGAACAAGAGGAUAUUGUGAAAUUGAAACAAUUACAAUCAAAUUUAGUAACAUUGGAAGAUGAUCUAAAACGAAUGACAAGACGACAGGAACGAUUUUCUAUUGUACUUAAUAGGAAUGAAUCUGAUAGUCAACAAAAAUGUACACUGUAA